This is a messenger RNA of Danaus chrysippus (African queen), 597 nucleotides long. The record is from the annotation of a GenBank genome assembly. NCBI's taxonomy places the organism in Eukaryota, Metazoa, Arthropoda, Insecta, Lepidoptera, Nymphalidae.
AUGGAGAAUAGAUAUAAAUGCGUUAAUUGCGGCGCCGCAGCCAACGCUUUGUAUCGUACCUAUGGACCUUCUGUAUUGAAACUUACGAAGUGUGAUACUUGUAAAGGAUUAGUUGACAAAUACAUAGAAUAUGACUCAGUCAUAGUAAUGAUUGAUCUGGUUCUGAUGUCCAAAGCAGCACAGAGACAUAUUAUUUACAAUACAGAUUUCAAGAUAUAUUGGAAGCUGUUCAUCAUCCUCAUAAUGUUGGAGACAUACGGAGUGUGGAGGAACGACAGUCUGUUUAACAUUGUGGUCACUACAGUAUGCGAUAUAAGAAAUAAACAUACACUGAACACAACACACAUUAACCUGCCAAUAGAUUUCAGUUUACCUGAAUCAUAUCAAAACAAAUGUCUAGGUUGGGAGCUUGAAGACAGAGAUACUGUGGACCUCUUUAUAUGGGAGAAGAACUUUUAUAUACAGUUUAUGUCUACUUUCAUUGUACUUUACCAAGGACCUAAGAUAUUAACGGUUGUAGCACUUCUGAUAAGCAACUGCCUCAAAUACUUCGCGACAUUCCACGCUACAACUAUCAUACGACAAUUAUUGAAGUAA